Molecule: messenger RNA, 939 nt
Organism: Mercurialis annua (annual mercury)
Lineage: Eukaryota; Viridiplantae; Streptophyta; Magnoliopsida; Malpighiales; Euphorbiaceae
Product: glutathione S-transferase T3-like
Exons: 2
Coding region: 1-939 (312 amino acids)
Source: RefSeq, a predicted model, not a curated record
AUGGAUACCAAUUCUGAAUUUCCAACUCAACAUUCAAACUCCGAUGAUGUUGAAAUUUUUACCCGUAAUUCAGAAUUUAGUUUUUCUAAUCCAUCUGAAACUAAUUCAAAAAGAUCACGCAGCAGCAAUUUUACAGUAGCAGAGGAUCUUCAUAUUGUGUCAUCAUGGCUUAAUAUUAGCAUAGAUGCUUUGCAAGGAAAUGAGCAAAAACACAGAACAUAUUGGACUCGAGUGUGGGAGUAUUUUCAUAAAUACAAAAUUUUUGAAUCCGAGCGUACACAGAUUUCUUUGAUGAAUCGUUGGUCAACAAUUCAAUUAGCUACAAAUAAAUUUUGUGGAUGCUAUGCUCAAAUCGAAUCAAGAAAUCAAAGUGGAAUAAAUGAACAAGAUAAGAUUGCUAAUGCGAAAAUUCUGUAUCAAGAUAUUAGCAAAGGUAAAUUUCAGUUUGAACAUUGUUGGAAUAUAUUGAGGUUUCAGCCAAAGUGGUUGGAAGAUUGUGAAAAGAAAAAACCAAUGAAGAAAAAAGAUAAGAUCCAUGAUAAUACUUAUGCUGCUGGGUUUAAUUUAGGAGAUGAUAAUACCACAAGUACGAAUUUUGUUGAUUUGGAGAGACCUCCAGGAAGGAAAGCUGAAAAAGAAAAAAAGAAAAGAAAGCAAAAAGAGAUGGAAAAUGAGUCGUCAGAUUCAUACGUGAAUAUUCUGCAAGAAAUGAGAGAGGAAAAGAAGCAAUUCAAUGAAAAAAAAUUGAAUUUAUUUGAAAAGGUUUAUGUUCAAGGGCAAGAGAGACUUGCUUAUGAGCAAGAAAAGUUGCGAUUAGAACAACUGAAAGAGGAUGAAAGGAUAAUGGCAAUCGACACCGCAGGAAUGCCUGAAUUGCUUGCAAAUUUUUAUGUUCGAUGUCAAACCGAGAUUGUUGAAAGAAAAUUGAGAAAUUACUGA